AUUACAAACAAAAGGAUGGCUGAAACUCUUCUGCUUAACCUUGCUCAGAGCGUUAUUGAAAAUUUAUCUUUUCUUGCACUCCAAGAAAUUUCAUUGGCUUGGGGACUUGAAAGGGAUCUUCAACAAAUUAACAGGUCCUUAAAGGCCAUAACUGUCGUGCUUUUGGACGCCGAGCAGCAUCAAUCACGGAGCCACCGGAUACAAGUGUGGCUUGAGGAUCUCAAAGAUGUCCUUUAUGACAUCGAAGAUGCAGUCGAUGAAUUUGAUUCCGAAGCAUUGAGAAGGCAAGUGGUGAAAACUGCAUGGAAUAGUACUAGAAAGGUAAAACGUUUCUUUUCAAGCUCUAAUCCACUCGCAUUCCGCUUUAAAAUGGCCCAUAAACUAAAAAACCUUAGAUUGAGAGUAGCCGAAAUUGUUAAACUUAAGUCUGAUUUUGGUUUGACGGAGGGGGUCAAUGAUACGCAAGUCGUUCGCAGGGAGAGAAAAUUGACCUACUCCUUUGUCGAUGUUGCGACUGUUAUUGGGAGGGACGAAGAUAAAGAGAAGAUCUUAUAUCAUUUAUUGAAUCCUGUCGAUGUUGAAAAUGUCUCCGUUCUUGCAAUCGUAGGUAUAGGAGGUCUGGGAAAGACUACACUAGCAAAGCUGGUGUAUAAUGAUCAAAGGGUAAAUAGUCAUUUUGAGAUGAAAGCAUGGGCAUGUCUCUCCGAUAAUUUUGAUUUGCAAGAAGUUCUUAGAAAAAUCAACGAGGCUGCCACAGGUCGAAAAUGUAGAGGGUGGGGUAUAGAAAAAUUGCAAGCAUUCUUGAGGGAGAGUGUUAGUAAUAAAAAAUACUUGCUCAUCUUAGAUGAUGUGUCCAAUAACGACCGCCGAAAAUGGAAUGAAUUGAGAGUUUUGUUGAUGGGGGGUGCUAACGGAAGUAGAAUUCUAGUAACUACAAGAGAUAAUAGUGUUGCCUCGCUCAUGGCUAGUGUUCCACCUUACAGCUUAAAUGAUCUUUCUUAUAAAAAUUGUUUGUCUUUGUUUCUAAAUUGUGUAUUUAAAGAUGCACAAGAUGUGAAAAACUAUCCAAAUCUUGUAAAAAUGGGUGGAGAAAUUGUAAAUAAAUGCAAAGGAGUUCCUUUAGCAAUAGUAACAUUAGGAAAUUUGCUUUAUUCCAUCACUAGUGAGCAUGAGUGGAGAUCUGUACGAGAUAGCGAGAUUUGGAAACUAGAGCAAAAGGAGGACGAUAUAAUGCCCGCAUUAAGAAUAAGUUAUGAGCAGUUGCCAACUUAUUUGAAAAGAUGCUUCGCAUAUUGUUCAUUUUUUCCAAAGGAUUCUUUAUAUAAUGAUUUUUUAUUAACUUAUUUUUGGAUGGCACAUGGGCUUCUUCAGUGUAAGAAUGAGAAUGAAGAGUUAGAAGACGUUGGAUUAUGUUACUUCAAAGAGUUAUGCUCGAGGUCAUUUUUUCAAGAUUUUUAUCAAUUUAAUGGUGUGAUUAGUUGUAAAAUGCAUGAUUUGAUGCAUGAUCUUGCGUUAUCAUUGACACAAAAAGAGUGCUCAAUGGUAACAGCAACAACCCAACAAAUACCUAAAAAUGUUCGGCAUUUGAUAUUUGCUAACCCUAAUUCACUUCAUGAAAGUCUCCCUAAGAUCUUACAAGGGUUAGCCGGUGUACGAACCAUUUUACCUUUUGGUUAUCCGGACUUUAUCAGCCAAUCGUUCAUCCAAACGCUAGACUUGACAAGAUUUCAAUUUCUGCGAUACUUGGAAUUGAGAUAUUCUAAAAUAGAGACACUACCGGAAGGUAUUGGUAUGUUAAAGCAUUUGAGAUUCCUCAGUUUAUAUUAUUCCGAAAUAAGAGUACUACCGAAUUCUGUUUGCAAGUUACAGAGCUUACAAACUCUAUGGCUAAAAGGCUGCAAUGGAAUUGAAGAGUUACCGAGCGACAUGAGGUGCUUCAUCAGCCUAAGAUAUCUAUCAAUAACCACAAAGCAGAAGCGUUUGCCAAAUAAUGGAAUAGGUUGUUUAAAAUCCCUUCGAGAUUUGGAUAUUUUUUCAUGUGAAAAUAUAGAAUUCUUGUUUGAAGAUAUGCAGGGACUCAAGCGCCUCCGAAAACUGUUCAUUGGGAAUUGCUCAAGCUUGAAAAGUUUGCCGCAGAGUAUAAAGUACUUGACUUCAUUAGAGUUACUUUUUAUCAGGAACUGUGAGAACCUUGAUUUGGAAAUGGAGGAGGAAGAGAGCGAUAAUCAAACUCAAUUACGCCGCCUUGAAACACUAACACUUGCAGGUCUACCGAAAUUGGUGGAAUUUCCGCGGUGGCUUCUCAAUAAUUGGACCGACACUCUUCGAAUCUUAACUCUUGAACGCUUAUCCAACAUGAAAGAGUUGCCUCAUUGUCUCACUAAUCUCCAAGAAAUACGUAUAGAUGAAUGUGAAUUACUUGUAGAAGAUUUGUCCAAGAUUCCUCAUGUCCCACAAAUUAUUAUUGAUGACAAGGAGUUCAGACAUUUUAACCCUUUUCUUCAUCGAACUUGUUAAUUUAUUUUAAUCUUUUGACUGUAUUAGUUUCGAGUUGAGUAUGACCAUAUGGAUAAUAAAGUUGUUCACAGAAUUGGUUUUGAUCCACGCUAGAAUAAUAAAAUAUGAUUGAUGUUCAUAGAAUUGAGUACAUACGUUUGAUGAAUAGUAAGAUUACAUAGACUAGUUAAGAAAAAGUUCCAACUCAACUAUAUACUAUGAGCAGCUAAAUUUUGUUAAUUAUGUUUUUGAUUAUGGAUUUUUAUUGAUGUCUAUUAGCUGCACGAAAACUUGUUAAAUCCUAUGUUUCGGCAUUUUGUUUCCGGAUAUGAAAACGAAAUUAAUAACUUUUUCUUUUAAAAAAUAUUUUUUCUCUGUUUUUGUUUUUGUUUUAGCUUUUUCUGUUCUAGUUUUUCAGUUCUUCGAUCUUCAGGUAAUAAAGGUUUAAUCUUCUAUUCAUUUGAGUUGGUUUUUGGUUUGAAUUCUGAGUGAUCCUUAUGUCAGUUUUGGUUGGACUGAAUUUUAAAAUCUGGGCUGUGAGACAUUAUGUAUUUUUAAUAUGUUUGCAUUAUAACACUAUGGAGUUUGUGUUCAUAUUUUGAAAAAUCUGCAUUAUUAAAGUGCAAAUGGUUUUAUUAAUUUAGCUUUCGACUAAUCUAGCAUGUUUUUUUCUAGCAAGUAUAGUGUCCUUAAGGUUCUAUACUAUGUUACUUGAAAAUGGAAAAGGAAAUGCUACAAAAGGAAA
Molecule: messenger RNA, 3241 nt
Organism: Mercurialis annua (annual mercury)
Lineage: Eukaryota; Viridiplantae; Streptophyta; Magnoliopsida; Malpighiales; Euphorbiaceae
Product: disease resistance protein RGA2-like
Exons: 1
Coding region: 16-2517 (833 amino acids)
Biological process (GO): defense response to other organism
Molecular function (GO): ADP binding
Source: RefSeq, a predicted model, not a curated record